This is a messenger RNA of Plectropomus leopardus (leopard coralgrouper), 744 nucleotides long. Lineage: Eukaryota; Metazoa; Chordata; Actinopteri; Perciformes; Serranidae. The record is from RefSeq and is a predicted model, not a curated record.
CUUACGUCUUUCCGAACUACAAGACCCACAAUUCAACGGUUGACGGCUAUACGACACUUAGCAGCAGCAUUGACGGCAGUGUCAUGGCGGCGUCCGGAGUCAGUUUCGAGAGCUCGAGCUGCAUCGAAGAAAGAAAGGAGAGCAAACGACAGGCACGACAAGAGGCGAUAGAAAAGGCCAAGCAGCGGUAUGAGAAGGAGGAAAGGAGGAAGGAGCUGAAGAGGCAGAGAGGGGAGGACACAUGGAUGCUCCCUGAGGUCAACCAGAGGCUGCAGGAGAUAGAGGAAGAGGGCACUGUGAAGAGCAAGAAGAAGAAAGAAAAGAAAUCUAAAAAGAAAAAGGAGAAGAAGAAGGCUAAGAAGGAGAAGAAGGCAGCAGAAGCAGGAGAUGGCUCUAAUGACAGCUCAGAGGACUCAGAGGAGGAGUGGGUUGAGGCUCAGUCUCAGACACAUACUGCUAAAGCCUGGCAGGUUCCUGAUGAGUCCAAGCCUCCAGAGAGCAACGUCAGCCCAGCGCAGAAUGUCCAGAGAGACGAAUGGAUGACCUUUGACUUCUUGGCAAUGAGAACCACAUCCACAGCAGAGAAGAGAGCUGAGAAAGAGCGUCUGAAAGAGGAGGAGAGGGCGAAAGCUCAGGCCAUCGAACAGGCCGGUUUGCACAAAUUGGAGCUAAACCCAUACUGGAAAGAUGGAGGAACAGGUCUGCCCCCUGAGAAGAUGGCGGGUACUGCAGCAAAAAAAGGAG